GGUCGUCGUGUUAUCUCGCAGCGCGGGAACGUUCCACUGCGUGACUGACCGUGAGGAGGAUACGUUUUUGAGGGAACAAAGUAACAGACAGAAAUGGACCCUCUGGAGGUCGAGUUCCUCGCCGAGAAGGAGACGGUGAAGAUUAUACCGAACUUCAGUCUGGACAAAAUUUAUUUGAUCGGGGGCGACCUGGGCCCCUUCAACCCUGGCCUGCCAGUGGACGUUCCCGUGUGGCUCGCUCUGAACUUGAAACAGAGACAGAAGUGCAGAAUUGUUCCUCCUGAAUGGAUGGAUGUUGACAAACUGGAGGAGACGCGAGAUCUGGAAAGGAAAGAAGACACUUUUACACCUGCUCCGAGUCCUUACUACAUGGAGCUGACCAAACUGCUACUGAACCACGCGUCUGACAAUAUUCCUAAAGCAGACGAGAUCCGAACGCUGGUCAAAGACAUCUGGGACACGCGCAUCGCUAAACUCCGCCUGUCUGCUGACAGCUUCAUCAGUCAGCAGGAGGCUCACGCUCAGUUGGACAACCUGACUCUGAUGGAGAUCAACACCAUCCGGACGUUUCUUCUCGACUCUCUCAACUGCAUGUACAAACUGCGCUCCAACCUGCAGCCCGCCUCCAGUAAAGGACAGUACGCAGACUUUUGAUCCACUCGGUCAAAGUCUGCAGAAGUUUGCGGAUCUUCCGAGAACUUGGGACAAACAUCUUGGACUUGUGCACUUAUUGGUAAAAAAACCCAAAAAAAAACAGGAGUGAUGUAUCCAGCCUUUUUAAAGGGGUUGUACUUCUCUGCUGGGGAAGGUGCUUAACUGUACAUAUUUAUAAGCUUUAAAUGCGUCUCUUGUUUGCAGUGUGCAUAUUUAAUGUGAUUUCAUUUAGGAUGUUCGAGCUACUGUGCUUUUGUAUGUUUCAAAUAUAACAAAAUAAAUGUUUCCUUGUUGGUAGAGAA
Solea senegalensis (Senegalese sole) is the source of this 956-nucleotide messenger RNA. It is a transcript of the gene gins2, whose product is annotated as GINS complex subunit 2. Gene Ontology annotation, biological process: DNA replication; double-strand break repair via break-induced replication. Bases 94 to 654 code for a protein of 186 amino acids. The record is from RefSeq and is a predicted model, not a curated record. Gene Ontology annotation, cellular component: GINS complex; nucleus. Lineage: Eukaryota; Metazoa; Chordata; Actinopteri; Pleuronectiformes; Soleidae. The transcript has 5 exons.